Messenger RNA from Aedes aegypti (yellow fever mosquito), 6670 nucleotides. RefSeq lists its product as uncharacterized. Lineage: Eukaryota; Metazoa; Arthropoda; Insecta; Diptera; Culicidae. The coding region runs from base 235 to 6492 and encodes 2085 amino acids. The transcript is spliced from 10 exons. Gene Ontology annotation, cellular component: cilium; cytoplasmic microtubule. The record is from RefSeq and is a predicted model, not a curated record. Gene Ontology annotation, molecular function: microtubule binding. Gene Ontology annotation, biological process: microtubule cytoskeleton organization.
CGACGCAUGCCUAUUGGACCGCCGUUUUCUUGCCGAGUAUCCAAAGUAUUCGUCAGGACCACAGCUUUGAUUAGCGAACUUCGAAAUUUUCUCAACCAGAGCUAUUCAUCUCUAGCCCCUCGUAGUGUUCAGUGUGUUUAGCAAUAGGAUUACACAGUUCCAGUGCGUAUCGGAUUAUGUUUCAGUGCAGAAAAUGAGUGCGUAGUGCCAUCGUAGUAGAAGCAAGUUGCGAAAAUGUUCUUCAGGAGAGUUUUUGCCAAAAAUAAUGGGAGCUCGUCGACGAGUGGAGAAGGUUCUUCUUCUAACUCGUCGAACAAUGCAAGUUCAUCACCAGCUCGAUAUCGGAGGGUCCUGAAUGUGGAAGACAAUCACCGAGUGCUGUCGGUGCUGCAAUUAACACCUCUCUGGGAAUACAUCAUCCGGAAUAAUGAGCUCCCUGUUGGGUUGAAUAUGAAUGAAUUGUUUCGGGAGUUUCUGGAACGGCUGCAUGAUCCUGAGUAUCAAGUUCGGCAGCAUUCGCUACGAGUUCUGAUAGAUGUUCUGAUUGUUCUUCGUGAUGAAUCCGAUGUAUAUUUUGGCCCCCUGUUGCCACCAAUCAUCGACAAUCUGGGGCAUCCCUCGCCGGCUGUCCGGAAAGGGGCCUUGGACGUUCUAAAAGUGUACAUUGCCCAGACUAAGAUGCCGGAAACUGUCAUGCUUGAGAUCAUGAACUACGGAAUGGAUCGGAAUCCGAAGGAUCCUCUCAGUACACGAUACAUCGUAGGGGUGAUGCUGGCAUUACCAUCACUUAUUCAACCGGCAAUCCUAACAGCGAAGCGAACUUUCAUCCUACGUGCCGUCAUCAAUGCUUUGGGUGGAAAAAUGGUUCAAAUUACUUAUCAGGAAAUAGCGUUGAAGAUCCUGCUCAAGAUCAAAAACACCAUAGGUUCGCGAGAGUUCUACGAAUGUAUUUCCGUUGCGUACCGAAGAGAUUUCGAUUUGCUGUGCAACGUUUAUGGACUACCGAAUCCUCCAAAAAGUCCUCGAAGAGAAAAUGUUAUCAAUCUAACACCUCCGGGUUCCGAACUGCCCGUUCGGAAAUCAUGGAAGCCUCAUGUUCCUCAAGUUCCUACUACAGAAGUUCACCAACCGAUGCAACCCCUCUCUCCGAAAGCCCAACGAUGGAAAUCUGGAAGCUUCAACGACAUCUCCAGAGCCGAAGCUUAUGAAAAUGACUAUAAAUCUCGAUUCAAUAACAAUCCUUACGCGAUCAGUAGGUUACCUCAGCAAGGCAGUUCCGUGGUGCGACGAGUUAGUAUGGAUAACAUCGAUAAAAUCGACAGUUCCAGAGUUAUAAUGGAAACCGAUAUCAAAAUUAACAAGGAAUCGGUAACCAUGCGUAUUGUAGAAGCAGAAAACUCUCAAUCAAUUAGUGAAGAAAGUGAUGAAGAUAGUUCUAAGCGGUAUGGUAUAAUGCGAGUGUUGACAGAUAGUGAAAUGGACGAUAGUGCGGGCCAUAGGCGCGAAGAUAUGUCUGGUACAAUGCAAAACCAAUCUCCGGAUGAGUAUGUGCGAAGAACUCCCCGAAGAGUGCGAUUCGGAGGGGAGGUUGUGAAAAUGAGGACCCCUGAUAGUGAUACUUUUGAACAUAGUGAUCAUGAUGGAAUGACGGUUUCGCAGUCUUCUAGCUCUAGUGCACACGCUAAUGUGAAUAAUCCUAGUUCUUCGUUUACGGCUAGUUCUUCCGAAAGAUUUUCACCUACGAUGCAACGAUCUGCGCUCAAAUCAUCUACUUCCUCUACGGAUAAUUUUAGUUUUUCCCUAAGAAAGCAGUACUCACACUCAGCAGACACAGAAAGAUCUUCACCGCCAAUUAGCAGCGAAUACAUCAGUAAUAUGAGCAACAACCCAAGACCGAUGUCUGCCAAGCCCAGUAGCUAUAUCAGCUCUGAAGAUACACCAACACACCGGCAAGCAGCAUUUUCCAGACGGAGAAGCGUAACUUUCGAUGAAGAUGAAAUGCAAGCAUCUACUCUUUCAGCAACUACACUAGAUCAAUUGGAUACCCCGUCGCCAACUCCUGAACCUCCAGAGCCUCCAGAACCACCACGUGAACGUCCCAAAUCCUCCCGACCAAAAUCUGCACGCCCACAAUCAGCUUCAACGGAACCCAACGCGCAUCCCGAGGAACGUCCCAGAUCUUCUCGACCCAAAUCCGGACGAACUCAAAUAGCGCCUGAACAAUCAAUAAAUGAAGAAGAUCUGCAACCUAAAUCUAAGGUUAAACCCGAAUCUCCAGACAAUCACAGUCAUCCUGAACCUCCGGAAACGAACCAGAUCCUCGCUGAAAAAAUAGAGGAAGUCAAACAAGCCAUUCAGGGUAUCGAAGAGAAGAUCAACAAUGUGGUACUUAAAACUGUUGAAGCAAUCAACGAUUCACCGCCGAGUCCAUCCAAGCUUCAGAAAUCCGAAUCAGCAGAUUCGGCGACUAUGUCAACGCCAAAAAUGCACAAGCCUAACCUAUCGCUCGAAGUUCUACUGAAAACCAGCACAGACACAAAGGAUAACUUGGAAAAAGGGACUCCAGGAGAAGAAAAGGAGGCGAAAGAUUACAUCAAGGAGCUCAAUAUAGACAUUCCAGAAGAACAGAACAAUGAGGCUCCUCCGGUUUCUGACCCGAAGCCUAACGGAACAUCCAAAAUACCGAAAAUGGUCAAAACUGGCAUUCCCAAGCUGAACACGAUGCCGUCCCCCGUGCGGACAAAACUAUCCCCAAAACCGGAGGAAGAAGACAAAAGUCCGCCUACAAACCCCACGCCUAGCAAACAUUUAACGGUCAACGAGCGAGGUCGAUCGAGGCGUCGAAGUCGAUCGGCGACUUCGUUUGUUUUACCCAGAAGUAUAUACAGAAGUCCUGCAGCGUUGAGUCCGGCUCCACACAGUGGAGUCGAAAUGAUACACAACUUACUGAGGAGUCCUUCGACAUCGCCCAACCGAGUCAGACGCAAGAGCUCCGCUACGGACUUUCGAAAGGAAUCUUUGGCAACGAGUGACAAGAACAACAACAGUUUAGAACUGAACAAUUUGAAUGGAGGAGAGAAGAGUGAUAAAUGUAUCAAUGUCAAUGAGGACGAUAUCUACGAUGUGUUCGGAAAGACUAUUGCUACUCAAACAUCCGUAGAUGAGCUGGCCGAACCGGCGCUACCUUCUGCAAUGGUAUCAAGAACAGGAACCGACAUGGAAAUCCCUAGUAUCGUCAACGUGCAUCCUACCGACGAGAGCACCGAUGCAGAAAAUAACAUUCCACAUUCUGCAAACUCUAUGCGUGUCAUUCGAACGAAACCAAGCUCUCCCAAAAUGCUAGAAUCCAAAAUCGUCAACUCGUGGGAGGACCUAGGCAUCGUGGAUAGAGUUGCUCUGCAACAGCUCAAAAGUGGAGACUGGCGAAUACGUUCCCAAGGAUUUUGUGCCAUUGAAGAAUCACUCAAGUCGUCCGACAAUCUGGCUAAGGUUCAACCGUAUUUGGAAUCUCUUCUACGAACUCUGCUCUCUUCGGAGCGCAAUCCGGACAUAAUCGACGAUAAGGUGCGGAUGCUAGUCAAUCUUAUAUCACGUCUUCCGUUGGAGAACCUCGAGGACCGGGUGGGACAAAUUAUGACCGGCUUGUGUCGCCAGGGUGGUCCCGGAAGCAACAACGUGGCGAAGGCCCUCAUGCAACGUCUGCCAACGGCCGCCAUUGUUCAGCGGCUGCUAUCCGAUGAGUUCCUACAUGCCAAAAGUUCAAAAUUUCGUGAGAAUGCACUGCAAAUGGUUCUGUUUGCACUGAUGACAUUUCCCAGCACGUACUUUGACAUCAAGACGCUGAUUGCAAGAGCCACCGAGGCUGCAGUGGACCGGAAAAAGCGAGUCCGACAUGGAGCGCUCGAUGUGCUAGCAGUAUUAGGCCAAAUCAGCUCGCCUAAACUGGUCCUAGACGUGGUGUGUUCUUCGGUUGCUCAGCGUCCCGACGGAAACCAUCUGAUAGCAGCCGUCAAGGCAAGAUUGGCCCGGAAGCAGCUUCCGUUCAUCGGUCCAGAUGGCAGCGUGGAGUAUGCGCUGAAGGUUCCCUCGUGUCGAUCCAGUUCCGUCAUCAUGUUCGGUGCCGACGUGGACUGGAUCGAGGCCGGAAGUGGUUCCGCGUCGCCAACGUCGACUCGUUCGAAGAAGUAUCCUAGCUUCCAGGUGGAUGGCGGUUCAUUCGAGGAGUAUAAGAGGAAACCGAGCUUCCAAGUGUUCGACGAAGUAAAGCAACCGAUAGACCAGAACAAAGCUGCGAGCUCCGGGUGGGCUUCGAAAAUUCCUGUAAGUCAGACGGACGGUAAUAUACCUGCAACCAGUAAUGGAUCGAGACCAUUCUAUGGAAAUGUACAAUCACGGUCAUAUCCGGAGCUAUCCGAGCAACAACAGCAAAGGAAGCUUCCUCCAACCAACAAUGGCAAAGGCGACGGAAACGUAAAACAACAGCCCACUGGACGAUACGCCAAACAGUCAACGGUUUCAAGAUUUCCCGAAAUGGAACCCAAGCAGAGUGUGAGAAAUGGACUGAAUGCAAAGAAUAGCAACCCUUACGAGAUGAAGCCGGCGAGGCCAACCCGUAGUAGGCUGUGUUCCCGAUUUAGUGACGGCUUCAUGAGUGAUACCAUAGCCAGCGCCAAUCGAAUACUGCAAAACGAGUCCCGUCCGUCGACUGAUCCGGCCAUCGACAAUGGAGCGAUACGGCAAUCACGGAAUGGCAUGAGGUUUUACAACCCCAACAUUAUGACAAGUAACAACAAUUCUAGUGGUAGACAACAAGUUGGAUCGCAUGCGCAGAAACAGGACCUGGACCAGCGUCCCAAUUUAUCACCGAGCAAAUCCCAUGGAAACGGUAGCAACAAUAACAUUAACUAUCACGCUUAUAAUAGUAGUGGGCGAUUUUUUGGCGCGGAAACAAUCGAAGUUACUCAUCGGUCACGUUUUCUCGGAGAACAAGAGAACGAAUCAGGGCCUGCUAGCGGAGCCAUCAAUCAGGAGAGUUAUAUCAUACAUCGUGACGAACAGUAUGAAAGCGAUGAUGACAAGUCCAGCAACGAUUCUACUUCGACACGUAUCAUCUCAAACAGUACAUUCAACUUCGGUAGUAAGAAUAGCGAUCCUUAUCCACCUACGCCGAACAUCAGUCACCCACCAUCGAUACUGUCUUCGAGACCACAAUCAGUUACCUCACAUAAGUCGAUUGGAUCAGGAAUCUUGAAAAAUGACGGAAGGCAAUCAAGGACCAGCAACAUGUCGUUCAAACAAUCAACUGACAAUGUUUCGGUCAAAUCCGGUCGUUCAGCUAAGAGUCGAGAGAAUACAGUAUGGUAUGAACGUGAUGGAACUCCGAUCCGGAGUGAAGACGUUAUUAGUUCCAAUCAGGUUAACUACGAGUCAGACUAUGACGAGGAUGUGGAAGAGGAAAUCAUACAGCCACAGCGUUCAGCAACUCCGAAGCGAUAUCCCACGCCAAGCCCACAUCCUUUGCAGUCAUCAUAUUCUACCGAAGAGUUAUCCAACACCAGUUACCAAGCAGAAGAAGCUGAAGUUUCACCGCCCAAAAGUCGCGUUCACUCGGCCAGUCUGGGAAAUCUUCAACAAUUGCCAGAUGACGAAGAACCUCCACAGCCUGCACCUGCCAAGAAGAUCCUCAAAAAGCCUUUCCUAGUUCGUAAAAGCAGUAAAGUCGCUCCCGUGAAGGAGGUCGUGAGCGGAGUCAAAGCCAGGAAUAAGAUGAAUGAAGUGAUUUUUCAGAAAACCUUACGAAAAUUCGAAAAACCAAAAGAUGCUCUUUCUAACUGCAUUUCUCAUCUGGAGAGUCCUAACUGGGAGCAGAACAUAAGUGGACUACAGUUUUUCGUUCGACUAAUACGCCAUCAUCCGGAAGUCAUCGACAGUCAGAUUCAUCUGCUUUCGGUAGCUCUCGCCAAGCAAGUGCGUAAUCUUCGAUCUCAGGUCGCCCGAGCAGCAUGUCAGGCUUCAGCGGAGUUCUUCUCCACUCAUCGACGCUGUAUAGAGGGAGAAGCGGAAGACCUCGCCACUCAUCUGCUUCAUCGCACUGCCGACACGAACAAGUUCCUUCGAGCCGACGCAACCCAAGCGCUGGAAUCCAUGUGCGAAAACCUUUCAAACUCCAAGGUUAUCCACAUCAUCUCGUUCAAGGGCGCGACCCACCAGAAUGCCGUAGUUCGAACGACCGCUGCCAAGCUACUUGACAAGAUUGUCCACCAAAUCGGACCGGACAAAGUGUUUGCACUGCCCAAAGAAUCUCGCGAAAAGCUGGUACUCACAGGAGCACAGUUGCUCCUGGAAGGAUCUCUGGACACGCGCAACUACACGAAGAGUAUGUUCAAGCAGCUCUCGGAACAUCCCAACUACAAUAAAGUAUUACUGGAAGUGAUUCCUCCGCGGACCUACCGGAACAUCGAGAAAACGCUCAAGAGCAUCAAACACAUGUAAGCGGAUUUUGUGCAAACGAGCAAGCGGUGUCAUCUACGGUUGAAAUGCAUUUAUGUUAUUGUUUUGUCCUAUACAUCCGUACAUCUUAGAGAAAUUAGUUGAAAUCUUUGUAAUGCAACUGUAAAAUGUCAACACUAUAUGAAAUUUACUAUCAGAAAUAAAUGUUAUAUAAACUGAA